This is a messenger RNA of Rhinocladiella mackenziei CBS 650.93, 1248 nucleotides long. RefSeq lists its product as uncharacterized. The record is from RefSeq and is a predicted model, not a curated record. Lineage: Eukaryota; Fungi; Ascomycota; Eurotiomycetes; Chaetothyriales; Herpotrichiellaceae. The transcript is spliced from 2 exons. The coding region runs from base 1 to 1248 and encodes 415 amino acids.
AUGUCCGCCACCACUACCCAGCCCAAGAAUACGAAUCUAUCUCGAAGGUCGAGACGAGCUCACCCGUCAGGUUGCCCUCCACGAUUCUCUGCAGACAAAAUCAAGGAGACCGACCCGUAUAGAAUCGAACUGCUUUGGCGAGAAGUCAUGGCACCCAAGACCCCCUCAUACGCACGCCAGACGAGAUCCAGCAACUUAACGAAUAGUCUCAGAAAGCAGACAGUCAAAAAUGCCACAGUCCGAGACGUUGACUUCGAAGAGACUCAGUUGAUUCCGCGCGGAGUUGAGAUGCUCCAUUCACAUCAGAACAUCGUGAUAGGAGCUCACGCUUAUUUCGACUCGGACACACCUCCGGACCCAGCUCAAUCACGCGAAUUCUACCUAUCCAUCAUUCAUACAACCCUUGCAGGAAGAGCUGAACGGGACAUAGACAAUUCGAUAUUCCUGCCGACGGACGCCAACUUUAUCAAGUCUCUGCACAGGGCCUAUCACAGAAUGGGAGUGUCAGGUGUCUCGGAAACUGAGUUCAAGGUAUUUGCUUGGCAGAAUCUAUUCAUCGGGCAGCACGUGGUCUUAAUGGAUGAUACUGAAAGACAGCUUUGCGUUGUACGACUGGUGGAAAUAUCGCUCAAGCCUUGCGAAAGUCACAGCCGACGUAUGUGGUUUGAACCUCCACUCCUCUCCUCGAAUCAGCCUCCUCCCAAACCCUUUAGCUUCGACAUUUCCUCCGACAGUCAAUUCUGGCUUUCCGACAAUAUUUUAAAUGCCGAUUAUCGAAUGCAUGCCGGGUCAGUCGUGCAUUGCAAGACCUGGGGUACAUUUUGUCCCUAUUUGUCGAUCGAGUUCAAAGCCACAACCGAUGACCGGCGCGUCGUGAGGAACCAAGUGGCUGCCACUGGCCUGAUUUCCUUGUUCAACCGAUACCAGUUGAAGCUCGAGGCCGCUCUUCAGCCUACUCCGGAGCAAUUGAGACUGGUUCACCAUUACGGACUGACGAUGGAGAGAGAACUUUGGGCAGUAUGGGUCUUUGAACCAAAAAUAGAUAAUGGGGCAUGGGCUGGCUGCACAAUACGACUACUUGAAGCCGGAACUUGUCUACACGAAGGAGGACUCGUGGAAUUACUUCAAUGGAUCAACGAAAUUCAUCGAUGGGGCCUUUGUGAGUACGCUCUCGGAUGUGAGGAGGAUAUCAAACAGAUUCUGAGUAGAGCUACCACCAACCUCAGAAUCUCUACGAUAGGAUCCUGA